CCCUCCGCCUCUUCCCCCUCCCCGUUCCCAAGGAACUCCUCUCUCCCUAUCUCUAAUUUCCCACCACAAAAUCCAGCAAGAGCCCCGACCCGUUUCAUGGACCCGCCCAGAUUCGUGAUCGAAGCUCCCGAGGCCGCGUCCAUGGCGAAGGACGCCGGCCUCGCCCUGACGGACCUCCUCCCCACCCUCGUCGGCGAUGCCAAGUGCCUCGCCCGCACCCCCAUCUCCCGCUACCACGUCGGCGCCGUCGGCCUCGGCUCCUCCGGCCGGAUCUUCUUCGGCGUGAACCUCGAGUUCACGGGCCUUCCCCUCCACCAUUCCGUCCACGCCGAGCAGUUCCUCGCCACCAACCUCGCCCUCCACUGCGAGCCCCGCCUCCUCUCCGUCGCCGUCUCCUCCACCCCCUGCGGCCACUGCCGCCAAUUCUUCCAAGAGAUCCGCCACGCCCCCGAGAUCCAAAUCCGGGUCUUCCCCGUUAACGACCCGGACCAGGAACCAGACCCCGCGUUCGGCCCAUUGUCCCGCCUCCUCCCCCGGCGGUUCGGCCCGAGCGAUCUCCUCGGCGAGGAGGUGCCUCUUCUCCUGGAGCCCCACCACAACGGGCUGACCCUCUCGACCCGGAACCCAACCCACGAGUCCUCCUGCAACGGCUUCUGCGGCGGGCCCGAGGCCGACGAGCUCGCGGCGGCGGCGCUGGAGGCGGCGAACGAGUCGCACGCGCCGUACAGCAAGUGCCCGUCCGGGGUGGCGAUCGUGGACCGCGAGGGGAAGGUGUACAAGGGUUCGUACGCGGAGUCGGCGGCGUACAACCCGAGCCUCGGCCCCGUGCAGGCGGCGCUGGUGGCGUACGUAGCCAGAGGAGGCGGCGGGUACGAGGGGAUCGUGGGCGGCGUCCUGGUGGAGAAGGAGGGCGCGGUGGUGAGGCAGGAGCACACGGCGAGACUCCUGAUGGGGCUGGUGUCGCCCAAGUGCGAGUUCCGGGUGGUCCACUGCAGGUCGGGCUAAGCGGGGUCGGGUUCAUUCGCUUGAUGGGUGGGUGGGUGGAUUCUGAUUCUGAAUCUUGAUAUCGAUGUGCAAUUGGUGACUCUGAAUUCGAUCGACCCGUGUUCUCAACUCUGUGUCCUUUUUUCUUCUUCUUGGCUGAAUUACAAUAGUAUGCUGAUCCUAAAUCAGAUUCAUCAAAAUGAAAUUUGGAUAUGAUUGUGAGGUUACCCGAUCAGAUUAGAUUACAAUAUUUUAAUCAUAGCUGUCAGGCAU
Messenger RNA from Rhodamnia argentea, 1257 nucleotides. Its product is annotated as cytidine deaminase 1-like. NCBI's taxonomy places the organism in Eukaryota, Viridiplantae, Streptophyta, Magnoliopsida, Myrtales, Myrtaceae. Gene Ontology annotation, cellular component: cytosol. The coding region runs from base 97 to 1005 and encodes 302 amino acids. Gene Ontology annotation, molecular function: zinc ion binding; cytidine deaminase activity. The record is from RefSeq and is a predicted model, not a curated record. The transcript is spliced from 2 exons.